UCGAGUGACAAGAGGGGUGGAGGGAGGGAGGAAGAGAGGGACGAUAUAGGCGGGAGAGGAAGAGACAAACGGCGCGAUACGUACAACGCGACACAGGAAGAGGGCAGCGGUGACGGAGGAGGAGAAGGAGGAAGAGUAGCUCGGCAGAGGGGAACGAAGGUGCGGUAAAGAGAAGAGGGUGAAGGAAGAAAGCGAGAGCGAGACGGCUCGCGUGACGGAUGCGGUUGAGAGGUUAGAGCGUGACGGAGAUAUACGAGAGCAACACGAUGAACUCCUACGACUGAUUGGUCGGCCGACUAGUCAAGCUAACUGGCUGUCUUUGGAGCGGUCCGAAGGCACACACCAAGAUAAAUGCCGUCGUUGGAUCGCAGCGGGAGGUAAAACAUACACACAUAUACACAUAGCAUAGAAUAGUCGCGCGAUAUUUCUUCGAGAUCUCCCUUUAUGACUCUCUAUAUGAGAUAUAGCGGGCGACAAAGCACGACGUGUGAAGCUGCGAACGAUACUUUCGAGCAUCGAUAUUUUUAUGCGGUUCAUUGAUGUCGAUAUCGAUAUCAUUUCGAAAUAUCGAUAUUCUAACAUCGAAACGCAUUAGCCAAUCGGCACGCUUGACAAAUAUCUGCGCGCUGAUUGAAGCAACAAUUUUUCAGUAUCAAAGUUUGACGUUUAGUCUUGUCAUUUUUUUUAGGUUAUGUUUUGUUAAUAAUUAGUAAAUAUUAAUAUAAGUAUAUAUUUUGAGAAAGAUAUAUUGUAUCUUUAUAAAUGUGCGUCUUGUAAAUUAUAAUGCCACGGAGAUUACGUAUUAUGUUUGCAACCGCGACAACGCUAGGUUUAUGUAUCAUAAUAUUUCAGUUACGUUUACUGUUUUACGACCGCACAAGUUUGUCUUUAUCAGGUAAUUCACAUUACUGUCAUACCAUUGCUUUUUUUUUUCAACAAAAAGUGACAAAGUAUUUUUAUGAUUACUUGUCACAUCCAGAUGACGAUAUACCUGUUGUACUAUGGUGGACUCCGUUUGGUAAUAAUAAUCAAGUGAAAACUUGCGGAAAUGAUAAAUGUUACUUUACACACAAUAGAGCAUUUGAGAACAACGUACGCUUGAAAAGUAUUUUGUUUUACGGAAGUAAUCUCCGCAUUCAUGAUUUGCCUAAUUGGAGGAGCAGUGCUGUAUCGUGGGGUUUACUUCAUGAAGAAUCUCCUAGAAAUAAUCCCAUACUUGUUCACGACAAAGCACUUAAUCUUUUUAACUAUUCUUCAACCUUUAGCAGAUUUAGCGAUGUGCCACUCACACUUCUUGAUUUAUUCAGUUUAGAAGAAUUAAUAGCAAAAUCGUAUUAUGUUCCCACCAAAGAAAAGUCUGCAUUGAUACGUGCAAAAAAUUACGCGCCAGUAUUAUACAUUCAAUCUGACUGUGAUACUGCUAGUGACAGGGAUCGUUAUGUCUUAGAAUUAAUGAAAUAUAUUCGUAUUGAUUCCUAUGGUACAUGUGUAAAUAAUGCUCGCCUUGAUGACAGGUUCAAGGAAAACUAUCUCAAUAUUUUAAAUAAUCGUGAAUUCUUAUCCUUUGUGGCCAAAUACAAGUUUACUAUAGCUUUUGAAAAUGCAAUUUGUGAUGAUUAUAUCACAGAAAAACUGUGGAGGCCACUUAUUGUUGGCUCUGUACCCAUAUAUUAUGGAUCACCGUCCUUUAAGGUAUCCUACAUUAAAAGUGAUUGGCUUCCAAAUAAUAAAUCCGCCAUCUCGAUAUUAGAUUUUACUGGUCCAACAACACUCUCUGAGUUUUUGCACAAACUUGUGAGAAAUGAUUCUGCAUACGAGGAAUACUUAUCUCACAAAUUAAAUGAGCGUGAGUAUCGCGUUACAAAUAGUGCAUUACUACGUGCACUUGAAAGAAGAUCGACGGCAAUUCCUCAUGAGUUUGGAAAUUACGUGGAAGAAUUCGAAUGUUUAAUUUGCGAACAAAUACAUAAUAAUCGCGAAUCAAAAAUACAUACGGUAACGAAAAAACAAUACGAUUGUCCUCUACCAACAGAUCCUAUAACGGGUGGAAUCAGCAAACGCAAUUGGUGGAUAGAGCAGUGGAAUAUUGAGAAAUGCGGAGCUAAACUGUUAGCUCAUUAUAUAACUAAUAAUAUCAGCAUUAAUAUAAAAUAUUUUAAUGAACAAAAGAUGAAUAUGUAUGAUAAUAAUGAAUGUUGAGAUACACAUGAAACAAGGAAUAUAGUUUUGCAAACAAUUUUGUUAAUAUAAAUACUCGAUUAUUUUGCAAACUAUAUUAGGAAUAUGAAUUAUAUUUAUACAUCUGGGCUGUGUUCCGAUUCCCCACCCGGAUGCACCCGAUAUUAUAGUGUACG
This is a messenger RNA of Formica exsecta, 2354 nucleotides long. It is a transcript of the gene FucTB, whose product is annotated as alpha-(1,3)-fucosyltransferase 10. Gene Ontology annotation, cellular component: membrane. Gene Ontology annotation, molecular function: alpha-(1->3)-fucosyltransferase activity. The record is from RefSeq and is a predicted model, not a curated record. The transcript has 6 exons. Bases 784 to 2199 code for a protein of 471 amino acids. Lineage: Eukaryota; Metazoa; Arthropoda; Insecta; Hymenoptera; Formicidae.